Molecule: messenger RNA, 447 nt
Organism: Syzygium oleosum
Lineage: Eukaryota; Viridiplantae; Streptophyta; Magnoliopsida; Myrtales; Myrtaceae
Product: probable protein kinase At2g41970
Exons: 3
Biological process (GO): protein phosphorylation
Molecular function (GO): ATP binding; protein tyrosine kinase activity
Source: RefSeq, a predicted model, not a curated record
UUCGCGUUUGCUUCAACAAUCGGAUACUGCUUGGAGACUAAUAACCGCAUCUUGGUGUAUCAGUUUGCCACUCAGGGCUCUUUACAUGAUAUACUGCAUGGUAGGAAAGGAGUGCAAGGCGCUGAACCUGGUCCUGUGCUUAGUUGGAACCAGAGAGUGAAAAUUGCGUACGGUGCAGCUAGAGGCCUCGAGUACCUGCACGAGAAAGUUCAGCCUCCAAUUGUCAAUCGAGACGUCAGAUCUAGCAACGUGCUUCAGUUCGACGAUUUCCUGGCAAAGAUUGCGGAUUUCAACUUGUCGAAUCAGUCGUCUAACACCGCAGCGCAGCUGCAUUCAACUAGGGUCUUGGGAACUUUUGGCUACCAUGCUCCAGAGUACGCCAUGACAGGGCAGAUCACCCAGAAAAGCGAUGUCUACAGUUUCGGGGUGGUCCUUCUAGAGCUCUGA